AUGGCACCUCUGAGCCAGCUGAGUGGCCACGUGAACUCCACCUGUGGGGCAGAGAACUCCACGGGUGCCAGCCAGGCCCGCCCGCAUGCCUACUACGCCCUCUCCUACUGUGUGCUCAUCCUGGCCAUCGUCUUUGGCAACGGCCUGGUGUGUGUGGCUGUGCUGAGGGAGCGGGCCCUGCAAACCACCACCAACUACCUGGUGGUGAGCCUGGCUGUGGCAGACUUGCUGGUGGCCACCUCGGUGAUGCCCUGGGUGGUAUACCUGGAGGUGACAGGUGGAGUCUGGAAUCUCAGCCGUGUUUGCUGUGAUGUUUUUGUCUCCCUGGAUGUCAUGAUGUGUACAGCCAGCAUCCUGAACCUCUGUGCCAUCAGCAUAGACAGGUACACCGCGGUGGUCAUGCCAGUUCACUACCAGCAUGGCACAGGACAGAGCUCCUGUCGGCGUGUGGCCCUCAUGAUUACAGCCGUCUGGGUACUGGCCUUUGCCGUGUCCUGCCCUCUCCUCUUUGGCUUCAACACCACAGGGGACCCCACUGUCUGCUCCAUUUCCAACCCUGAUUUUGUCAUCUACUCUUCAGUGGUGUCCUUCUACCUGCCCUUUGGAGUGACUGUCCUCAUCUAUGCCAGAAUCUAUAUGGUGUUGAGACAAAGGAGAAGGAAACGGAUUCUCACUCGGCAGAACAGUCAGUGCAUCAGUGUCAGGCACAGCUUCCCCCAACAAUCCCUGUCUCCUGGACAGGCACACAUGGAGCUGAAGCACUACUACAGCAUCUGCCAAGACUCCGCCUUGGGGCGACCACACUUCCAAGAAGAAGGAGAGUUGAAAAAGGAGGAGAGGACUCGGAACUCCUUGAGCCCCACCAUGGCACCCAAGCUCAGCUUAGAGGUUCGAAAACUCAGUAAUGGGAGGUUAUCAACAUCCCUGAAACUGGGGCCCCUGCAACCUAGGGGAGUGCCACUUCGGGAGAAGAAGGCAACCCAAAUGGUGGCCAUUGUGCUUGGGACCUUCAUUGUCUGCUGGCUGCCCUUCUUCUUGACCCACAUUCUCAAUACCCACUGCCGUGCAUGCCAUGUGUCCUCAGAGCUCUACAGCGCCACCACGUGGCUGGGCUACGUGAACAGUGCCCUCAACCCUGUCAUCUACACCACCUUCAAUGUCGAGUUCCGCAAAGCCUUCCACAAGAUCCUGUCUUGCUAA
Molecule: messenger RNA, 1200 nt
Organism: Cynocephalus volans (Philippine flying lemur)
Lineage: Eukaryota; Metazoa; Chordata; Mammalia; Dermoptera; Cynocephalidae
Gene: DRD3
Product: dopamine receptor D3
Exons: 6
Coding region: 1-1200 (399 amino acids)
Biological process (GO): negative regulation of cytosolic calcium ion concentration; regulation of dopamine secretion; adenylate cyclase-activating adrenergic receptor signaling pathway
Cellular component (GO): plasma membrane
Molecular function (GO): G protein-coupled receptor activity; dopamine neurotransmitter receptor activity, coupled via Gi/Go
Source: RefSeq, a predicted model, not a curated record